AUGUCCUGCAGGUUUGCUGCAGCAGCAGCAGCAGCAGCUGCUGCUGCUGCUGCUGCAACUUCUGCUGCUUCUGCAACCCCCGCUGUAGCAGCAGCUCGAGGGGCUGUUGUCUCUCGUCUGUACUGCAACAGCAGCAGCAGCUGCAGCAGCAGAAGGAUAAGGGCCUUCUGCACAGCAGCAGCAACAGAAGCACAGCCAGCUGCAGGAACUGCAGCAGCAGCAACAGCCGCAGCAACUGCAGCAGCAUCAAGAGCGACAACAGCAGCAGCAGCAGCUCAAAAGAGCAGCGUGAGGAUCCUUCCUCUCUCAGCAGCAGACCUCAGCAGCAAGGCUGAAGUGCUGUCUGCUGCUAAGGCAGCUUUCCUAAGCAGCAACAGCAGCAGCAGUAACUGCAGCAGCAACUGCAGCAGCAGCAGCAGCAGCAGCUGGUUCAGGGUGCAUGUUGGAGAUAAUACCAUUAAGACUUCAGAAGGGGUGGAUUUGCUGCUGCCUUCUCUUGCUGCUGCAGUUGCUGUUGCAGCAGAAGGCGUGCGUGUUCAGCGGCAGCUGCUGCUACACAAGCAGCAGCAGCAAGAGCAGCAGAAGCAGCAGCAGCAGCUUCCGCUGUAUCUCUUGAGGCGCCCUUUGACGGGUCUCCUCGCUUUCGUCCAAGACAUCUCGCUGCAGCAGCAGCAGCAGCAACUGGAGCAACAGCAGCAGCAGCAGCAGCAGCAGCAGCAGCAGCAACUGGAGCAGCAGCAGCAGCAGCAGACAAAGCAGCAGCAAAUAAUAGAGGAGCUGCUGGGGUUUCUAGAGACAGACACCGCUCUCUGCAGGGAGGCGUCUCCUUCUGCAGAUGCUUUGCUGCAGCAGGAUGCAGCAGCAGCAGCAGCAGCAGCAGCAACAGCAGCAACAGAAGAUGCUGGCUCUGCACCUUCUCUGCUGCAGCAGCGCCCGCUGCAGCUGGUCGCGCUGCAAGCAGCAGCAGGGCAUCUGCGUUCGGUUAUUAUUGCUGAUGAGCUGCUCUUUGGAGAAGCUUUGCUGCAGCAGCCUGCUGCUGCUGCUGCUGCUGCAGCUGCAGCAACAGCAACAGCAGAUCCAGCAGCAGCUGCUGCUGGAGAAGCCCCAACCCCAAGCGCUGCGACUGCCGCUGCAGCGCGCAUGCAGGAGAUAGCAGCAGCAGCUGGGGGAGGUUCUUCUAAUGCAGCAACAGCAGCAUCAUCAGCAUCAGCAGCAGCCGCUGCAGCAGCAGCAGCAGCAGCAGCAGCAGCAGUGCAGAGAGCCUGGGAUGCGAGCACAAUCGAAGCACGAGUGCAGCAGCAGCACUUUGGUUUCGUUGAGGGGAUUCAUGAUGAAGCAGAAGCAGAAGCAGUCUUGUGGCUUACUGCAGCAAAAACUGCUGUUUCUCUCUUUUAA
Eimeria acervulina is the source of this 1395-nucleotide messenger RNA. RefSeq lists its product as hypothetical. Gene Ontology annotation, cellular component: mitochondrion. NCBI's taxonomy places the organism in Eukaryota, Apicomplexa, Conoidasida, Eucoccidiorida, Eimeriidae. Bases 1 to 1395 code for a protein of 464 amino acids. The transcript has 2 exons. Gene Ontology annotation, biological process: mitochondrial proton-transporting ATP synthase complex assembly. The record is from RefSeq and is a predicted model, not a curated record.